CCCAAAACGGGCAUUUCCGUUAACCCUCCGUUAGAAACUUAACGGCGACCCAAAACUGGCAAAUUUCAAUAAAGUUGGGAUUAUUAUGCAUCACAGUGAAAGGUGGGAUUAUUUUUGAAAGACCGGGUAAAGUUGGGAUUAUUUUGGGCAAUUUUUCCUAAAUAAAUUGAUUUUGUAAUCUAAAAAUAAUAAAAUAUAAUUAGAGUCAAAGUUAAAAAAUUUUAUUAUUAUAAAAAUGGUUUAGGAAUAUUAAUUGAAAUUGGAUCCAACUUAGGGGCUGUUUGGCAACUUCUGAAUAGACUUCAACGCUGAGAAUCUCCCUUCUUCGCAUAAUCGCAUCUUCCCAAUUGCGAUUCCUCCUCCCGAAUUAGAAAAAGUUGUUGAAGGCUAUAGCUCAUCAUUCAUCAAAGAUAUCGAGAUUUGGAAUUACUCUCUUCUUCCAGUUUGGUGGUGCAGAAAAGUGAGUUUUUGUUAUGAAACCAAUGGAACAUGCAACUGGCACAUGUUGUAGAAUAGUGAUUAUGAACUUGUUGAGUCAUACAUGAUUAGAGAUUUAGGUUGUAGCCAAAUGGAAAAGAUAGGAGCAGAUGGAGAUGAUCUACUACCAGCAUUGCCUAGAGUUGAUAGAUUUGGAUUUUUAAAACAAGAACAUAGUCAUUCUAAUGGUCUGGCUAGAAGCAAAUCAGCCUACGAUUAUCAAAGGGAUGAAAGAAGGAUAAGAAAAUGGAGGAAAAUGGUUGGUGUUGGAGGAAGUGAUUGGAAGCACUAUGUUCGGAGAAAACCUCAUGUAGUUAAACGGCGAAUACGGAAAGGAAUUCCUGAUUGUCUGAGGGGCCUUGUUUGGCAGCUAAUUUCUGGAAGUCGGGAUCUUUUGCUCAUGAACCCAGGAGUAUAUGAGCAACUAGUCAUAUAUGAGACUUCGGCUUCCGAACUUGAUAUUAUUCGAGAUAUUUCUCGCACCUUUCCUUCACAUGUAUUCUUCCAACAGAGGCAUGGACCGGGCCAGAGGUCUCUUUACAAUGUUCUUAAAGCAUACUCUGUAUAUGACAGAGAUGUUGGAUAUGUGCAGGGCAUGGGAUUUGUGGCUGGCCUCCUGCUUCUUUACAUGAGUGAAGAGGAUGCGUUUUGGUUACUGGUUGCCUUGUUGAAAGGAGCAGUGCACUCUCCAAUGGAAGGAAUGUAUUUGAAAUAUUGAGAGAAGGCAUCCUAAGUUCCGAAGCAUGUUUCUUUGGUAUAUAGCAAGAUUUCUUCCAAAAUCCCAGAGCACAAGGAAUCUU
Molecule: messenger RNA, 1277 nt
Organism: Cuscuta campestris
Lineage: Eukaryota; Viridiplantae; Streptophyta; Magnoliopsida; Solanales; Convolvulaceae
Source: the annotation of a GenBank genome assembly